UCCCGCUAACACUAAUCGCCCUGCAAGUCACAAAAUGGCAGCCCUUAAUUGUGGAGCGCUAAAAACACCCUUGAGCCACACGGAUUUCGAAAAUGAAAUUAAUAUCAUUAACAUACUCCCACUGGCUUUUUAAAUGGACGCUCGAAUAUCGUUUUUUUUUUCGCGAAGUUAGACCAUUCUUACAAAGAUUGCGCUACUAACACUGUUUUGUUUAUGAAUGCUUAAACAUUUAUUGUUGUGUAACGGAGGAAAGUAUUUUUCGCUAUUUUUUUUUAGUCGAUAAUGGACAACAUCUGGUACUGGAAAAAACCAUUAACUUUAAAUGAAUUAUUGGAAGAGGUUGAGAAUAUUGAUAACGAAAUUCCCUCUCCGGAUGCGAUUGUGAUUCUGCCACCAACAAAUGCUAAUGGCUAUGUGACAGACGAGGACUCUGGCGACGAUGACCAGGUCACAAUGAACAAUCUUCCCGGUAGUUUCCAUAAUUCCGAAGCUGAACCUGUUUUCAAAGCAACCAGUCAGGCAAUCGAUGGCAAUGAGGAUAACUUAGAUGAUAGUAAUGAUGAUGUGCCUCUAUCUAGUUAGUGCUGUAAAAAGC
Molecule: messenger RNA, 595 nt
Organism: Anthonomus grandis grandis
Lineage: Eukaryota; Metazoa; Arthropoda; Insecta; Coleoptera; Curculionidae
Product: piggyBac transposable element-derived protein 3-like
Exons: 3
Coding region: 283-582 (99 amino acids)
Source: RefSeq, a predicted model, not a curated record